Molecule: messenger RNA, 861 nt
Organism: Closterium sp. NIES-65
Lineage: Eukaryota; Viridiplantae; Streptophyta; Zygnematophyceae; Desmidiales; Closteriaceae
Source: the annotation of a GenBank genome assembly
AUGUGGAAAGUUAUCCGCUACUUGCACCGAGGGGCGGACCAUGCCAUCACGACAUCUCAUGAGCUGGCAAAGGAGCUUAAAGAGCACAACGCCACAGCAGGUACGCGUUGCUGCCUCUGUCUAGGCCUUGGUGGCAGCAGGCAGAUGGGCGUGUGGCCCAAGGCAGUGGAUUCCCACAAGUUCAACCCGCGGUUUCGAGACCAGGAGACACGGAAGAUGCUCAGCGGGGGGGAGGUGGACAAGCCACUUAUUGUGCACGUGGGGCGGCUGGGUGCUGAGAAGAACCUUCAUCUGCUCAAACCCAUGCUGGACAAGCUUCCAGGGGCACGCCUUGCUUUCAUCGGGGAUGGCCCACACAGAGGCGAGUUGGAGAGACUGUUUGCGGGCACACCCACAGUCUUUGCCGGCAUGAAGCAAGGAGCUGACCUCUCCCGUGCAUUCGCAUCAGGAGACAUUUUCAUCACCCCUUCGGAAACAGAAACGCUGGGAAACGUGGUUCUAGAAGCUAUGGCAUCAGGCGUGCCUGUUGUCGCCGCCCGGGCAGGUGGAAUCCCAGAUAUUGUGAACAGAGAGGGGCAGAACGGGUUCCUGUUCACUCCGGGCGACGUGGACGACGCGGUCGGCAAGCUUCGGCAGCUAGUGACAUCCAAGAAAAUGCGAGAGGCGAUAGUUGAGGCAGGGUUGCAGGACGCGGAGGCGUGUGAUUGGAGGGCCAGCACGAGGACAGUGAGGAACGAGCACUACGGGAGGGCGGUUUACUCGUUCAUUCGCAAGGGGCAGGUGAAUCUGAGGAGCAGGAAGCCUCUGGCUGUGGCUGCUCCGGCCACAGUCUUCCCUCCCGGGCCGCGUGACCUGCAGUGA